CAAAUAAGAUUCACCUAUGAAACUAUUGUCAAUUGAUGCAAAAAUACGGAAAAAAAAGUUUUACACCAUCAGUUAGAUUUAAGAUCGCCAAUGACAUUUAUCUAGACUUGAAUCAAUUUUGAACAAAAAGUUUUUAUUCAUUAUUACCUUUAUUUUAUUAGCUAUGGAUUCAUGUUAAGAAUCAUUUUGUUUGACACACUUUAAAUCAAAUGAAAACAAUUUUUUUUUGUUUUAUUUCAAAAAUGACUCGAAUUCGCCAUCUGCUGCAUAUUUUUGCAAUCAAUUCAUUCACAAUAACAGUGUGGCCAUAUAACAUCUGACAGCUUCAUCAUGAAUCAUUCUAUCGUAGUGUGAAUAUAAUUGACAUUCUAUCGAUUCACACCAGAUGAAAAAAAAUCAAUAUAAUAUAACUUCGUAUUACAUUACUACAUGUUUUUUAUCUAAAAUUGUUUAAAUUAUAAAGUUUAUGAAAUAAAAUCGUAAAAUGUCGGCUGCAUAUUGGAAAUUAUUGUACUCUAUCAUCGAAAAUGACAUAAAGUGCAAAGCAGAUAUUAUAAUUGCAAUCGCUCAUUGGCUUUUGGUGGAUCGAGCCAAUUUGGAAUGUCUAGGUUUAGGAGAAGAGAAAACAUUACGAGCAAAUGAAGUGUCCAACGGUAACGUAAAGCUGCCAAACAAUUGGAAUGAAAACAGUUUCGACUAUUCACUAAGAUAUGUGCUUGAUGGAAAAGUCUAUGUAUUGCACGGCAUGGUACCUGUUGAUGAAUCGAAGCUUACAUUGUCUUUUUCGACAACUGAAGAAGAACCGGUUGUAUUGGACGUUGAUCUGAAUCAUGUACGUCAAUUAAGAGGAAGUUUGCCGACUUUAGUUCCAGAUUGGAAGACUGUUUUUAGCAUCUUACGUGGUUUUCACUCAAUCGCACCUGCACAGAAUCGCCGUACAGAUGUUAGAAAUGAGGUCACACAUUACUCUCGCGAUUCUUUUUCUGGUUAGCUAACUUCGGAAUAAACUUUACAUUCGAUCCGAGCAAUUCGUGCUAAAACUCCCUUUGCGAACAAUUUCAACAAACUUCAUUUAUGGAUCGAUUUUUUUUAUAUGAUUUUUAUUUUAAUCAGUAUUUUAAAAACUACUUUUAAUUUCUAAUGAAAGCUCCAGUGCGAACUCAUUGAUUUGGGACAAUGAAAUCUGAAUGAAAUUUAUGCCUAAUAAAUGGCAAAUUCCAUCAAUCAAUCAAACACUUGCUUUCGCUAUUUUGUAUUAUUUUUAGUAAAAAAAAAACAAUUUUUCCAAUUAUAAAGCAUUGUAGUUUGUACAAAUAUAUGAGGUAUCUCACCUCUAAUAAUUCAGGGGAUAAUAUUUUAUUGUAAGAAGAUGAAAAAUCAUAAAUUGAAAUAUUUGCCAAUGAAAAUCCACUGAAAUCAUGUUCUUUUUUAGUCUUCGCACAAUAAUUUUUGUUUAAGUUUUUUAAAAAUUGAAAUUCUCUUAAUAAAUCGCAGUGAAUACAAUUUGUAAAA
Molecule: messenger RNA, 1512 nt
Organism: Sitodiplosis mosellana (orange wheat blossom midge)
Lineage: Eukaryota; Metazoa; Arthropoda; Insecta; Diptera; Cecidomyiidae
Product: proteasome inhibitor PI31 subunit-like
Exons: 4
Coding region: 485-991 (168 amino acids)
Source: RefSeq, a predicted model, not a curated record